AUGUCGCUCCUCCGCUCACGAUUGAUCUCCACACCCCGCGCGAGCCUUCAAAUCAUCCCGAACUUCGCGGCUCGCGCCCAGCACAGACACAUCUCCUCGACCAUUGCGCGGAGAGGCGGCGAUCACGCACACGAGGACCACUACGAUGCUCCCAGCGGCUGGCUUUUCGGUGUGAAGCCUGGCGAGAAGUACGAGAAGGAGGGUUGGGAGAACGUCUGGUUCUACGGCUUUUACGGCACAUUGGCAUUCGGCGUUGUUGGAUACUGCUACAAGCCUGACACCAGCAUACAAACAUGGGCUUUGGAGGAGGCGCGGAGGAGAUUGGAGGCCGAGGGUAUCCUGGAGGACCCCGACAACAAGAAAUGA
Molecule: messenger RNA, 366 nt
Organism: Dissoconium aciculare CBS 342.82
Lineage: Eukaryota; Fungi; Ascomycota; Dothideomycetes; Mycosphaerellales; Dissoconiaceae
Exons: 2
Coding region: 1-366 (121 amino acids)
Source: RefSeq, a predicted model, not a curated record